AAAAAUCAUACAUGGUCCUAUUUGAGAUUUUCUCUUCUCUUUUAGUCCUAUAUGGGGCAAUUACUUAUACAUUUACUAAUGAAAAGCAAUCAAAUAGAUCAAAUGACCUGAAAGCAACCUUUUGGACAAUGCAGUACCGCGAUCCUGAACUUAGAGAUCGUAAUGUUGCUGCUUCUGCUACUUAUCUCUCGAGUUUAUUUCCAGAGGAUAAAAGGAGGACGACCUCUGUUUCUCCUAGCCGUCCUUCAGUACCCCAAUCAAAUGUUUCUAAACCAACCGUCAGCCGGUUUCCUACUUCUUCAUCCACCACCACCUCUGCCACCAAAAGCUCUUAUUAUUCUUCAUCGCGGCCGUCUUAUGCCGAAUUCCCACCACCACCACCAGUUACAGCUAAUAGUAAGAAACCAAUUUGCCCAACUACUAAAAAGACUCUUAGUAAGGUGACCCGAGAUCCCAAGAGCAAGUCUCCGGCCUCUGGCAAGUUAGCUGCUUCGUUUCUCCUUGAAGCACAUUCGUCAGCCGCUUAUUUUUUUUUUAAUUUCUAUUUCUCCUUUAGUUUUCUUCUUUCUCAAUGCAGAUCUUCUGAGGCGACUUAUGUGUUCUUUUUUUUUGUUUUGAGAAUGGG
This is a messenger RNA of Cuscuta europaea, 625 nucleotides long. Lineage: Eukaryota; Viridiplantae; Streptophyta; Magnoliopsida; Solanales; Convolvulaceae. The record is from the annotation of a GenBank genome assembly.